Messenger RNA from Varroa destructor (honeybee mite), 5962 nucleotides. RefSeq lists its product as uncharacterized. NCBI's taxonomy places the organism in Eukaryota, Metazoa, Arthropoda, Arachnida, Mesostigmata, Varroidae. Gene Ontology annotation, molecular function: chitinase activity; chitin binding. Gene Ontology annotation, cellular component: extracellular region. Gene Ontology annotation, biological process: chitin catabolic process; carbohydrate metabolic process. The record is from RefSeq and is a predicted model, not a curated record.
GUCUCCUGCCCAAGCGAUGUGGGGCCUCCGACAAUCUGCCCUGGCUUCGUAGCGUGCAAGAUUGGGUCGGAAAGACCCGUGGACUGUCUUGCUGAUUUGAGUUGUCAGUGUUGAGCAGCUCUACAGGCUGCUGCCAUUAGUUUGCGCACUAAUGCCAUCCACUCGCUAUGGUUUUAACCAUGUGCUCGCUUAUGUGUCUUCAGUAGUGCUCGAGCGCCUGUGUGAUUUAGCGUGAAUAAGACGAGGUAGCGCAAAGGUAAUUCGUUUGUUGGUAUAACACUGCGUGAAUUGCAAUAGCCGUGGAAGUUGUAGCCGAAUACAACGGUAUAGCCGACCGUACUAUAACUGGUUUCCGUUGUCCUGUUGAGAUAGGCCUGUUUUUUUCGCCUUUUUCGGACCUAAACGGAUCGCGGAUUUCCUAAACGUUAUCAUUAUUUUUACUGACGUAUUGCAAAGCAGAUACUACAAAGGAUAUCUCUAAUUAUCUAUACUCUAUUGGUGUCUUUCCGUUCAGCGGAAAAGUGAUUUCGACGACAAGGGAAAGAGUACAAGCCAUUGCAGGCUUGGAGUUCGCUCGGGACGUUGUUCUCGCUAGAAGCCGCUACAAGGUGGACUAAAGCUGUUUGUUGGUGUUGUUUCUAUUGGAGUCUGUCCUUAUCGGUGUUGUUGUUAACGUUGUCGACGGAAACGCUGUCAGACGAAACAGAUACAAUCUGUACUCAGCAAAGAUGAGGCUGUUAGGGUUUAUAGCCCUAACGGUGGCUCUCGCAGGAACAACGCAAGCUCAAAGAAUAAUCAAGCGACCCCAGACGUCGCUCCAGCCGAAGUCACAAUCGAGCACCUCGUCAUCCGCUUCGAGUAAAUCGUCGAUUACCACAAACAAUGUGCUUACUGAUACAAAGAUGGUUUGCUACUACUCAAACUGGGCCAUUUAUCGACCCGCGCUGGCCAAAUUCACACCUCAAAACAUCAAUCCGUUUCUCUGCUCACAUCUGAUCUAUGCGUUUGCCGGUUUUAAUAAGAAGUGGGAGAUGAAACCUUUCGAUCCGUACAACGAUAUUGAGCAAGGCAAUUAUAAGAAGUUCGUUGGCCUGAAACAGUAUAAUCCAGCAUUAAAAACAAUGGUUGCUGUCGGUGGCUGGAAUGAGGGUUCUAAACGUUUUACAGAAAUGGUAGAGAACGCCGAGAACCGUCAGGCAUUCGUGCGGAGCGCUGUGAAAUUUUGCCGCAUUCAUAGUUUUGAUGGUCUUGACUUAGAUUGGGAAUAUCCUACGUUCCGGGAGGGCGGCCGACCUGAAGAUAAAGAAGGGUACGCACUUCUCAUCAAGGAACUUCGUGAGGCUUUUGAUGCCGAGAAGACAAAUGGCAAGGAUCGACUUCUCCUUUCUGUCGCUGUACCAGCCGGCAAGGAUUACAUUGAUCAAGGUUUCGACGUGAAAACCAUUUCAGAUUAUGCGGAUUUUCUCAACAUACUCACAUAUGAUUACCACACCGCAUUUGAAGCUGUCAUUAACCAUCACGCGCCCCUUCGUGCCCGAGACGGCCUUAAAGAGUGGGAUGACGAGAAUACGCUCAACAUUGACUGGACCGUCACUUACUACCUGAAAAAAGGAGCACCCGCCAACAAGUUGAUCCUGGGUAUACCCACCUACGGCCGAUCGUUCACACUUAGCAAUGCAGAUGAGACGGACCUCGAUUCGCCAGCCAGUGGACCCGGACAACAGGGUGAAGCUACCCGCGAAAAGGGUUAUCUUGCAUAUUACGAGAUCUGCCAAGCCGUAAACGAAAACGGUUGGGAGCUAGCCCGACCCCACGAAGACAUUAUGGGGCCAGUCGCCUUCAAAGGAACCCAGUGGGUUAGCUUCGACGAUGAGAUCAUGAUCGCCAAUAAGGUGAAGUACAUCAAGAGCAAAGGGCUCGGUGGUGCUAUGAUUUGGACUUUGGAUAAUGACGAUUUCCGUGGCUCAUGUGGGGGCGGUGAGUCACCGCUGAUCAGUGCGCUUCGAGAGUCUCUACUUGAUGCUGAAGAAUCAUCGACCAGGCCACGUAUCACCGAUGCGAGUUCUAGCAAAAAGAAGGACUCGUUAAAAAGCGGACGAAUCAAGACUACAACGACGACGCCAGCCCCUAAGGGUACUCAAAGAAGCAGGGCAAACCAGAGCGGGGCAGCUAAAUCAAGUAGCACGCAAUCGGCAAAGAGCACGAAACCCAAGGAAACGGGUCUUCUAUUUACGACUCCCGAGCCGCCGACAACUCCGGACCCAGGCACUCCAUUCGAGUGCGAAGAUGAAGGUUUCUUCCCUAAUGACAAGGACUGCCGGAAAUACUAUUGGUGUCUUGAUUCUGGUCCAGCAGAUCUAGGUAUCGUAGCCCACACCUUUACCUGCCCGAGUAACCUUCAUUUCAACUCAAAGACGGAAUCUUGCGACUUCAAGGAUAGAGUCAAAUGUAAGGCCGAUAAAGGUAAAAGCAAGGCCAAGAAGAUCACUACAACAUCGGCGCCAGCGCCUGAAGAGGAAGAAACAAGCACAGCCAGGCCGUCCAGCAAGAAAUCCAAGCGGCCUUCGUCUCGCACCACACUACGUACAGCAACCUCAACAUCAACAACAACAUCAACCACAACGACCACAAGGCGGCCCAGCACCCGAAGGAAAACAGGUGGGCGAAAAAGGCCUGUCACAACAACGACGGCACUGCCUGAGGUUGAGGACGACGAUUUCGAAUACGUGGAUCAAGAGCUUGACCCAACUGAGGAAUCGGUUACCACGCGUCGUGUGAAAUCUGGGAAACAAACAGAAAAAACCACCAAUAAUGAUAGCAUUGCGGAACUUGUACGAUUGCUUAAAGAUCAUCUCAGAGCACCUGAAAGCAAAACCGACGAAUCAACCCUGUCGAAUCAGGGGAACCAAGUCCGCGGUCCCCCCGCUCAACUUGCUCCACAGACUCAGGCCUAUACUGAUCCACGAAUUCAGCCUGCCGAACCCGGAACAAAUCUACGUCGCCCUGUUCAGGUUCAAUAUCGAGAACCUGUACAGUUAUUCCAAGAAUAUGCUAAUCCUUCGCGUCAAACCAACAGUCGACUUGAUUCUGGCCUGAACGUAUACGUUGCUCCGGCGAGAGACGCGCGCCCUCUCCCUGAGGACGCGAUCAGCCCGUUCAAGUUCAGUUACAGCGAACCACUCAACAGGCCGGCUCCACCUGAUAACUAUCGGGAACUCCGUACACAAAAUGGUGAACCUGAGUUCAGGCAACCAGUCGCUCGCCCCGACGUUGACCAAAACGACCAGACUUCUGCGAAGGCGCGAAAGCCAAAGUUGGAUAAUUCACUAGCACGCGCUCCUUAUAACCCGGACCGUUUCGACCUAGGCGACAUUCCUGCUUUUGGCUUUUCCGAAGGCUCUUCUAGAGGACUUGAGGAAGCCCCGGCGCCUAAACCGGUUACAGCUGAAGCUUCUCUUCCCCCAAGUAAAAGUAGUGAGCCUGAUUUCAUAUUCGAUGGGGAUAUUCCAGAUUUCUCAUUUUCUGACGGACCGGGAGAAGCGAAACCGCAGUCUAAAUCCAACUCCGGUGAUUUGAGCCGGCUACCCAACUCACGGCCAUUCCGCUACGAUUCUCCUGGGACAACAUCUACACAGUUUCGCCGUGUAACAACCGAGUUGCCUUUCGUCUACAACACGCCUCAACGGCAGUCCCGCCCCGCUCCAGCGGCGGUUGGACAUUCCGACUUCGGCAAAAACGACGACUCAAGCCAGCUUCCUGGGCAAAACACUCAGUCGGCACUGCAGUUUGACUAUCAACAACCUCAAAGGGACUCACGUCAGCCACAAACCACAUUUACGUACAGUGACCCACCGCUAAGAGAACAGAGGCCUCAAACAAACCAAUUUACUUACAAUGAGACACCUCAACGUGAAAACCAACAGCAACGUCAGCGAGGUGCUGCGUUCACAUACAACGAUCCUCCACAACGCGAGACACGUUCUCAACAAACCAACGCCUUUACGUACAGCGAUCCUCCACAGAGGUCGACAGAUGCUCCGGCCGCAUUCUCUUAUAGCAACCCUCAACGAAAUGCUGUUCCUCCGCCAGUGCAAGCCGCCUACCAAGACCCAUCUAGUCGGCAGCAAAGUACUACAGACCAAUUUGACAAUUAUCAGUCGCCUCAACGAAAUUCCCAGCCUGUGCAGUCGUUCGCUUUCAAUUAUGAGGCUUCGCCGCAGCGGACGCGUCAGCAGAAGCAACAACAGCAGGCCUUAGCAUUUAAUUAUGACGCUCCCCCUCAACGUGACCAGACAUCUGCUCCAAAUUCUCUCCAGCAGUACGACGCCGCGCAGCGAUCGAAGACAAAGUUGACGCAGGGGUUUGCUUUAGACACGCUUGUCCCCGAUCCACUGUCGACCCACGAUGAAGGUCGCAACGUCGCGCGUCAAGGUAGGCUUAACCAACAGCAUCUCACCACUAAUCUCCCUGUGAGCCAGACACCAACGACUACGUCACAGCCUGCAACUACCCGGCCGCCAAUUCCACCUCUGCCGUCGCCAGCCUCUAUUCCGGCGGCAACAUUCGAUGAUGACGAAUACUACUACGACGAUUACGAGGAUGAGCCCACCCUGGCGACACCCCAGGCUCGACCAACAGUACCACCCCAACCGACAACGCGAGCUACCGUGCCACCUCCAGCGCGCCGGACGGUUCCCGUUAGUCAGACCUCUCCCAGAAGGGCGGUCGUGAUCACAACCCCUCGCCCCUCUAGAAGACCGGUAAUCGCCGUCGAGCCAGUACAAGAUCCCUAUGCGCCGCCGCUAAUCGUCAUCGAUAAAGAUACUAUUGACUGCAACAAGCGAGGAGUUUUUAUUCACCCUAACGAUUGCACAAAGUUUGUCGUCUGCGCACCCGGUAAGAAUGGCCUGAAAGGCUUUGUUCACAACUGCCCCGCUGAAACAAUCUAUGUAACUGCGCUCGGACGCUGUCUACGAGGUGACCGCAAAACAUGCACCCGCAAAUAAUGUCCGCAAACAUAACUAAUCGAAAUGACUCUUGCCUAGCCAGUAUGAAUGAUAUCACUGGUAACCAUAAUAAUGAUGUCACGCUAUCAUUCAAUAUAACAUGAAUUAGGGCCAUUGCAUAACAGGAAGCAUAAAUGCGAACUAUGAUGGAUACAAGGCCACACGAUCAGUGUGCCUAGAAAAGGACACUCAAUAAGGAACAUUCUUCGACAUGACAGUAAUUCAUAAAUCGAUUUGUAAUUAUAGGUCACAAAAUGUUUGUUUCAAUCGGUAAUACUCUUCAUUUUUAUCAAGGAUCACGAUGUUAUCAAUCAGCAGAGCGUUAUUAUUCAGACGGAGAAAAAUAUAAAUCAAAUAGAUAGGACGAGAUUUAGAGCGGAACGAGAGCAAAGGACUAGCAAGCAUAGAUUCUGCGCGUUGUGGUUAGUGCAAAGCCUAAUAAUGCCAUAUGUAAAUAAUGUAUAUAGGGGCAAUUAGCAACAACGAAGAAGCGACAGGCAGUGAUUCGAGAGUCUGUCGUUGCACUGUUCACUGCAUUGCAUCCUGUUCGUGUUGUGUUUCGUCCUUAAUAGAAAAGAGAGGGGUAAGACGAGAGAGAAAAUCACCCCCAAAUCGAAACCAGGAAAGCAGAACUCUAUAAGGGAAUGUCUUACAUUCACAAACGCUAGUGAAAAUGAUCCUGCCAAUAAGAGACACAGAUUGACUCUGUUAUUCUACUAAGAUUAAGAUAACUUUAAAAAAAAAAAAACGUUAAUUAUAAGAGAACUUCUUCUGCAACGUUGCCGCACGAGUCAGUAACAACCGGUAGAAACGAUGUAAGCGAUGAGGAUCGUCCUCAUCAUAGAAAGCUGUUUGAUGUUGAGGGCCGAAGUUUUUGUUGUUAUAUUGUCAAUCAGUUAUUUAUACUAUAUGAUGUUUGCCAUUUCAUAUGGUUUUCUUCAUAAAUAAAAGUCAAA